Messenger RNA from Micropterus salmoides (largemouth bass), 2084 nucleotides. It is a transcript of the gene lrrc10, whose product is annotated as leucine rich repeat containing 10. The transcript has a single exon. Lineage: Eukaryota; Metazoa; Chordata; Actinopteri; Centrarchiformes; Centrarchidae. The record is from RefSeq and is a predicted model, not a curated record. The coding region runs from base 87 to 950 and encodes 287 amino acids. Gene Ontology annotation, molecular function: protein binding.
UGGAGGAGCAUUAAUGGGAAGCCAUGAAAUUUUCUUGAAGACGCCAACAGCCAACCUCAGUGCAACCCUUGUCUGGCACUAAACUGAUGAGGAGGACCAGCGGUGUAUCAGAGACAGCGAGCAAGAUGGGUAACGCCAUGCGAGGCUUCAUCGCAUUCAUCCCCUCAGAGCGCUGCCAACGCUUCUUAGUGGGGGACCUGAAGGAGAUGCCAUUUGAUCGGACCCUGGACCUGAGCAGCCGGCAGCUGCGUCGGCUGCCUGUUGCUGCCUGUGUCUUCGACGAGCUGGUCAAGCUCUACCUGAGUGACAACAACCUCAGCAGCUUACCAGCUGAACUGCAGGGCCUGAAGAAGCUGCAGCUGCUGGCCCUCGACUUUAACUGCUUUGAGGAGCUCCCUGAAGCUGUUUGCAGAUUGCCCCAGCUCAGCAUCCUUUACCUGGGUAACAACAGGCUUUACCGCCUCCCCAGAGAACUGACAGAACUCAAGGAACUGAAUACUCUGUGGCUGGAGACUAAUUGCUUCACUGUAUUCCCUGAGGUCAUUUGUGAACUCUCUAAUCUAAAAACCCUGCACCUCGGUUAUAACCAGAUAUGGAGUUUACCAAAAGAGCUUAAGAGGCUGGAAGAAUUGAGAAGUAUCUGGCUUGCUGGGAACCAGCUGGCAGAGUUCCCCCCAGUGUUCCUUGAAAUGCACUUCCUAGCUGUCAUUGAUGUGGAUCGGAACAGGAUCCGCCGCUUCCCAGCCCUGUCUCACAUGCAAGGGUUGAAACUUGUCAUCUAUGAUCAUAACCCCUGUGUUAACGCUCCGGCAGUGGCCGAGGGAGUCAGAAGAGUCGGGCGCUGGGCGGACAGCUCUGAUGAUGAGCAGGAAAAUGACGGGUCAAAAGCAGCGAGUGAAACUACAGCAGAGGUCAUGGAAGUACACCCUGAGGAAGAGCACAACAUUUAGGGUCAAGGAACAAAGUGACCUUCAGCUGUGGCUUGGUGGCCUGGCUGUACAGGAUGAUAUUCAAGUGGAACACUUAAAGCCGAGUGGUGUGUUGUACGUCAGGCUGGUGGCGGGUCCAUGUAUGGUAAAGCCAAUCAUAUAACCUAUAAGUAGUCUAAAAACAUGUCCUGCAUGAAAGGGGAAAUUUGAAUCCUGUAUGAAAUGUCAGUGGCAUGUUUGAAUUUGUAAAAACUCUCUAUAUGCCUGUGUCUAUAUGCAGAUUAUCUGUUACUCAAAACGGUUCUUUUUUUACUAUUUUAUUUAAUGGUGCAAGACAUAUAUCUUGGUAAUUUCACAGGUGUUCUUUGAUCUGUGGGAUCGAAACAGUACUGACGAGCAUGUAUUUCUGCUUGAUAAAUUAAGUGGUGUAUUUGCAGGACAGGAACAGAAUAGCAUUCAAAGUUUUCUAUAAAAUUUACUAUGCAGCUAGUUGUUGCUGGGGCUAUACUGUGGUCAGCAGAUACAACACAUAAAUCAAUUACAAGCAUGAGAGGGUACCACCCAAACUCAAAGAUUAAGUGUGAGUUGACUGAGUUCUUACUUUAUAGUGCAGGGAUUGAGAAAAAGAAAAGGAUGCAUUACACAAAUUCUUGUUCCAGGAGAGUCUGAGAUAUUAUCUGUACCUGAUAUUAUCUGUACCUACAGUGAGGUCUUUAAUACCACUGAUGGAUGGUUUAAGUCAAUUAGUGCACUCCUUAUCCAGAGCAAUGCAUAAUUCAUUUGACAGAUUGGGGCUGUGGCUUUAAAUAAAGGCCGCUAAUGGGCCUUAAUAUCAUCGCCAUAAGGUUCUGAUUUGAAACAGAUAAUAAAUGCAGCUUUCCAAUUCCUCAGUGUACCCGGAAAGUGUUUCGUAAACAAGAAUAAAUAUCAAUCCACAAUGUAUAAUUUGGGGCAUUUUGAAUCCUUUAUAACAAAACGUAGGAAACGAAAUUAAAACAGGCUGCAUACCAGCCACUUUUACUGUUAAUCUAAUGAUUUCAAACAGCAUGAACACUGAACUGCUGUUUUCAAGCUUUAAUUCAGCUUCCUGUUAAAAAAAUUCCUGAUCAUCUUAACAAACAAAGAGAUGUAUAUUACCAAAUACAAGCUUUCCAU